This is a messenger RNA of Arabidopsis lyrata subsp. lyrata, 618 nucleotides long. RefSeq lists its product as uncharacterized. The record is from RefSeq and is a predicted model, not a curated record. The coding region runs from base 74 to 466 and encodes 130 amino acids. The transcript has 2 exons. Lineage: Eukaryota; Viridiplantae; Streptophyta; Magnoliopsida; Brassicales; Brassicaceae.
UCUACUUACUACUGUCCUUGUGGUCGCUGGAGAUGCGUUUGCUACUACUAGUUCUGAUCUCGCGAAACUAACUAUGGCAUAUGGAGAGAGAUCAUCGAUCUUGGAUUCAUUCUCGCUCUCGCCACUACCAUACCCAGUUCUCUUGAUCCUAGCCGUUGCUUCAGUGUUCUUGUUGAGUUCAUGGUACUUCAGCUUGGAAGAUGCAGCCGAAUCAGCGGGAGAGCAGAUAAAUUUUGCUCUGCUCUUGAUUCCUCUGUUUCUUAUAGUCUUGGUCCGGUGGUUAUCUUCCAUGGAGAACCCUGACGCGAUUCUCGGGAUGUUUUCGAACCGUCGUCGGACAACUUACGUGAGUCCCAGAGCCGGAGGUGACGGUGGAAGCUCGCCGUGGGGGGUGGCGGCUUUGAUAGUUUUGUUGCUUGUAUUGCUUCAGUAUCAAUCAAGUUUCUUGGAGAUGUGGUUUGGUUAAUGAUAAUGACAGGUUUUCACGUGUUUUUGUUUUGUCGUCUAGUGUCACGAUGAUGUAAAAAUUUGGUCACGAUGAUAUCUACUUCUCUUGCGUUUACACGUUGCCCAAUAUUAUUGGGGAUAGAUUCAAAAUCAAUAAUUUAUACUUGCCUA